GUUUAUAUUUGGGAUUCUACUCUACCAAUUGCAAUUCCUAUUGAAUCGUUUAGUUUACCAACACCCAUUUCUCGAACUGCUGGCAGGCAAAAACUUAAGAUACCCGAAGAAGGUAUUCCCUACCUUAUUCAGUUAGUUCAUCGAAGUAAUCUGGGCCGCGGCAAGUUGGCCUUUGAGUUCCGCGUUUUCUGGCAGCGUUUUACCUCUGGUACCUUGCUCAGUCAACCAGAAUCUGGGAAACCACUGUUGCGCUAUUCCCAAUAUAAGCGUCGGCUUGAUAGAACAGCUGGAGUCUGCGGCCGAACUUCUUUAGGCGAUCCUUCCACUCCAAUAACAAUGGUUGGCAGUGGUGGCGGCGCCCGAAAGGAGACGACUGAGAAUGCGACACCCCCUACCAGCCUAGCCAACAUAGUAGAAUUCGAAACACUGCCAUUAAAUCAAACGCGCGUACUAGCUAAAAUAGGCGAGCUUUUCUCCUUUGAAGAGAACCGGUAA
Protopolystoma xenopodis is the source of this 495-nucleotide messenger RNA. Lineage: Eukaryota; Metazoa; Platyhelminthes; Monogenea; Polystomatidea; Polystomatidae. The record is from the annotation of a GenBank genome assembly.